This is a messenger RNA of Larimichthys crocea (large yellow croaker), 1129 nucleotides long. RefSeq names its product interferon-induced protein 44. The record is from RefSeq and is a predicted model, not a curated record. The transcript has 5 exons. Bases 491 to 1129 code for a protein of 212 amino acids. Gene Ontology annotation, biological process: immune response. Lineage: Eukaryota; Metazoa; Chordata; Actinopteri; Sciaenidae.
GAGACCAACAGAAAUAUACUCUCGUGUAAUCAGUGCAACUAUAAUUAAACUAAUCCCUGCCCAGUCCCAAUAAUUCAAUACACAAACCUCCACAGUUCUCAAAUACGAACAAAACGAGUAUCAUCAGACGAGGCGAGCUCACAGUACACAAUACAAAACAAGCCGCCACGAUGCUUGGGCGGCUGCAGUUUAAAUGCCCGCGCCAGGGCAAUUGUGCCCAGCGGAUUGGUCGGCCAGGAGAGGAUGCAGGGGAAUGUCAUGCCAAUCCCAGCCCUCUUGGCUUCCAGGCUCCGGUGUCAUCGGGACCAUACCUUCUCAGCUGAGACCCAAUAUUUCACUGGCAACCGCACACCUGGACUUACAUAGGGGAAACACUACACACAAGAGACCUGCUGGGGCGAAGCGGCGGCGGCCGUAACAGGGGUUGAGGCGUACUCUUCCCAGAAGGAACAGGGCAAAGACGAGGCAGAUCAGAUUUGCUGCCAAUGACAUGGGUCGAGCUGCAGCGGAUGCAAUCUCUCAGGAGAGCUUCACCAAAAAGUUCAGAGCUUACAAAAUCCACAAAGAAAGACCAGGGACAUUUUACCCUUUUGCCUUCCCUGACAUCAUGGGCAUUGAAAAGGAUACUAACAAAGGAGCUCGUGUGGAAGACAUCAAACUGGCCAUGAGUGGACACAUACAAGAUGGUUACAAUUUCAAUCCGGUCUCUAAAAUUUCUGAGGAUGAUCACAAAUACAACAAAAUCCCAACUCUGAAUGACCAAGUUCACGUUCUGGUUUGUGUCGUCUCUGCCACCACAUCAAAUAUACUGAGUGCUGAAACUGUGACAAAGAUGAGGCAGGUCAGACUGGCAGCCAGGGACAUGGGGAUUCCACAACUGGCUAUUCUCACCAAAAUUGAUGAAGCUUGUCCAGAAGUCAGCGCAGACAUAAAGAACGUCUACAGGAGCAAGUACCUGAAGGAAAAGAUGGAGGACUUGAAUAUGGCACUGGGCAUCCCACUGAACUGCAUCUUUCCUGUGAAGAGCUACCACUCUGAGAUCGACACGGAUGAUGACAUUGAUACUCUGAUACUGAGUGCACUGAGACAGAUUAUUCACUUUGGAGAAGACUUUGUCAACAAUCUGUAG